CGUACGCCGCGCGGAGAGCAUCCUGGGGCCGGAAGGAGGUGGACACUCCUGUCGCAGAUCCAGGCGGCUCGUGUGGUAAGCGGGCGCGUGGCUGCCUAGGACGGCGUUUUGCUGGGGCGCGUUGUUCGUGCGCCGAGGUCAGAAGUGGCCGAAAUUCCGGUGUCGCUGUAGAACCUGAGAGCGCGUGUCAGCCAUGGUGGGGAGAUCCCGGCGGCGCGGAGCAGCCAAGUGGGCAGCUGUGCGAGCCAACGCAGGUCGCAACCCUGCUGACGAAAAUGAAGAUGAUCUAGGAUUGCCACCCUCACCUGGGGACUCCAGCUACUACCAAGAUCAGGUAGAUGACUUUCAUGAGGCACGAUCCCGGGCAGUCUUGGCUAAGGGCUGGAACGAAGUAGAGAGUGGAGACGAGGAGGAUGGCGUUGAGGAGGAGGAGGUGCUAGCCCUAGAUAUAGACGAUGAGGACGACGAAGAUGGAGAGAGUGCGGGGGAUGAGGAAGAUGGUGAUGACGAUGAUGAUGGUGGGAGCUCCGUGCAAAGUGAGGCCGAGGCCUUUCUGGAUCCCACUUUGUCCUGGGGACAGAGGAAAAAACUUUACUAUGAUACUGACUAUGGUUCCAAGUCCCGAGGCCGGCAGAGCCAACAAGAAGUAGAGGAGGAGGAAAGAGAAGAGGAAGAGGAAGCACAGGUCAUUCAGCGGCGCCUAGCCCAGGCCCUGCAAGAGGAUGAUUUUGGGGUUGAGUGGGUGGAGGCAUUUGCAAAACCUGUGCCUCAGGUAGAUGAGGCUGAGACACGGGUCGUAAAGGAUUUGGCUAAAGUUUCAGUGAAAGAGAAGCUGAAAAUGUUGCGAAAGGAAUCACCAGAGCUCUUGGAGCUGAUAGAAGAUCUUAAAGUCAAGUUGACAGAGGUGAAGGAUGAACUGGAGCCACUGUUACAGUUGGUGGAGCAAGGGAUCAUUCCACCCGGCAAAGGAAGCCAAUACUUGAGGACCAAGUACAACCUCUACUUGAAUUACUGCUCCAACAUCAGUUUUUAUUUGAUCCUGAAAGCUAGGAGAGCCCCCGCACAUGGACAUCCUGUUAUAGAAAGGCUUGUUACCUACCGAAAUUUGAUUAACAAGCUGUCGAUUGUGGAUCAGAAGCUGUCCUCAGAAAUUCAUCAUCUACUCACACUUAAGGAUGGUGCUGUAAAGAAAGGACUGAAUCCAAAGGCAAAAUCCACCAAGGCCAAACCAAAGUCUGUUUCAAAUACUUCCACUGCUGCCUCUGCUGUUACAGAUCUUUCUGAUGAUUCCGAUUUUGAUGAAAGAGCUCAACUGAAAUACUAUAAGGAAAUAGAAGACAAGCAAAAGUUGAAGAGGAAGAAAGAAGAAAAUAGCACUGAAGAACAGGCUCUUGAAGAUCAAAAUGCAAAGAGAGCCAUUACCUAUCAGAUUGCUAAAAACAGGGGACUUACUCCUAGGAGAAAGAAGAUUGAUCGCAAUCCCAGAGUGAAACACAGGGAGAAGUUCAGAAGAGCCAAAAUUCGAAGAAGAGGCCAGGUUCGAGAAGUUCGUAGGGAAGAGCAACGUUAUAGUGGUGAAUUAUCUGGCAUUCGUGCAGGAGUUAAAAAGAGCAUUAAGCUUAAAUGAAGUUUUUGCUUAAGGUUUUUGGCAAUAAUUUUAGAUCAAUAAAUUUUUAUUUUUAACU
Molecule: messenger RNA, 1685 nt
Organism: Propithecus coquereli (Coquerel's sifaka)
Lineage: Eukaryota; Metazoa; Chordata; Mammalia; Primates; Indriidae
Gene: UTP3
Product: UTP3, small subunit (SSU) processome component, homolog (S. cerevisiae)
Exons: 1
Coding region: 194-1627 (477 amino acids)
Biological process (GO): maturation of SSU-rRNA from tricistronic rRNA transcript (SSU-rRNA, 5.8S rRNA, LSU-rRNA)
Cellular component (GO): nucleolus; small-subunit processome
Source: RefSeq, a predicted model, not a curated record